CAGUAGACCAAGUCCACAAUGCACAAGAAAAGGAAGCAUAAUAAAAAGCCUUAAAAGCAAUCACCACUUGCUGGUUCAACAAACCCACCAUAUUACUGCCACAAGCUACCUUUGCUUCUGCUUUCUUUCUUACUCAAUCGAGAAAUGCAACCUUUCUCUCGUAAUUCUCACAUUUGAUUCAAGCUGAAACUUUGAUUUCUCUCUCCCUUGUACUCAUGUUUCAGUUACAGAAGAAUCCCAUCAAACCCAAUUCCCCUGUUUCUCCCUCGAAGAUCAGAGAACAAGCAGUGAUGCCUUACAAAUCAAAAUCUUCAUCAUUGUUGCCUGAUAUGGAUCCUGGGAUCUGGAGCCGGCUGCCGGAGGAGCUUCUUGAUCUUGUAUUGUCUUUCUUGCCGCUUAAAACAUUCUUGAAUCUGAGAUCAACGUGUAAGCACUUUAGUUCUCUUGUAUUUUCUCCUGCUUUUAUGUCCAAACACUCCUCUUCUGGGUCUCCUUUUUGUUCGUUUGUUCUUCUCUCUCACCCUCAGUUUGAUCAUUGCUACUCUUUAUAUGAUUCUGUGCUUGGCACCUGGCGCAAUUUAACUUUAUCUCUCUCUUUUUUGCUACCCUCUUCUGCUGUUUCUGGAAAUUCACAGUCCUGUAAUCUUCUCUCAUCUUCUAAUGGUCUCUUUUGUUUCUCGAUUCCAAGCUCGUGUUCUUUCCUUGUGUGCAAUUUCUUGGCCAAAACUUCAAAGGUUAUUGAAUUCCCAACUUAUCCUUUUGCUUUUGAGUCGCUAACUUUUGUUUCAACCCCAUUUGGGUACAAAAUCUUCGUAUUAUGCUCCAAGUUUUCAUCAAUUUCAGCUUUUAUUUACGAUUCAAGACUCAAUUCUUGGCAAAAAAUUGAUAGCCUUGAGCCAAUUCUAAGGGACAAUUGUCAUCAAGGAGGUGUGUUCUUUAAUGGGUCAUUGCAUUAUCCCACUCCAGAGCCAUUUUCAGUAGUGUACCUUGAUUUGGAUAGCAGAGAAUGGAAGAGAUUUAGCAACAAAAUGCCAGAAGAGCUGACAUUUGUAAGAUUGGUGAGCGAUGGAGAAAGGAAACUGUAUAUGAUUGGUGGGAUUGGGAGAAAUGGGAUAUCAAAGAUGAUGAAAUUGUGGGAGUUUUGUAAUGGAGAGAAUUGGGUGGAAAUUGGAAGUUUGCCUGAAAUGAUGUGUAGAAAAUUUGUAUCAGUUUGCUACCAUAAUUAUGAGCAUGUGUAUUGUUUUUGGCAUCAGGGGAUGGUCUGUGUUUGCUGCUUUACAUGGCCAGAGAUUUUGUAUUACAAGGUUUCAAGGAAGACGUGGCAUUGGCUGCCUAAAUGCCCUUCAUUGCCUGAUAAAUGGAGCUGUGGCUUCAGGUGGUUUUCUUUUGUUCCAGAGCUUUAUGCUUCAGUUUGAUGCACUGAUGUUGUCUUGUUUCAUUAUUUGUUUUUGUUGGUUAAUUCACAAAUGGCUUGUGGAUGUAUGUGUAAUGAGUCGGAAGCCUGGGGACUUGCUGUUUGAUUUAGUUCUGUUGAUACAUAUGCAGAAAUCUUGUUUUUGGAUUAUUCCUAAUUACUUUGUUUUGUCCAACUAGAAGUAUCAUGUUCCCACCAGCUCGGCCAAUAAAAUAUUUUUAGGAAGCAUUUGCUUCAUUUAUAAAAGUUCUUAUUCACAUCA
Molecule: messenger RNA, 1676 nt
Organism: Manihot esculenta (cassava)
Lineage: Eukaryota; Viridiplantae; Streptophyta; Magnoliopsida; Malpighiales; Euphorbiaceae
Product: F-box/kelch-repeat protein At5g43190-like
Exons: 1
Coding region: 216-1415 (399 amino acids)
Molecular function (GO): protein binding
Source: RefSeq, a predicted model, not a curated record